GUCAGUAUUAAUACUCACACUGCUUCAGUUUAUCUCCGUCGUUGCAAGCUUCUCUCCAUCGGCGCCGUUUGUUUGUCUGGAUCAAUAGGCAAGAGGGAAGAAGAAGCGAGACCAGGUUUGCUUUCUCUCAUAUUUGCCACGAUGAUGAUGAAGAGAAGGGGAAUGCUGCUCGUGCUUAUUUGCUCAAUGUUAAUAACUAGCUGCCAUGGAAGUAUUUGGAAGAAGACAUCCGUUAUAAUCUACAACAAUUUGACGGAUGAAAGUACUCUGACGGUACAUUGCAAAUCUAAGAAAGAUGAUCUGGGAAUCCGUCGUAUAGCACAGCGGUCGUGGCAGUUCUCAUUUAUACCCAGUUUCUUGGGAAGGACGCUCUUCUUUUGCAGCUUUUCAUGGUCCGGUGGAUUCGAAUGGUUCAAUAUAUGUGUUCAAAGCAGGGACGAGGGUAAAUGCAUUUUCUGUAGUUGGACGAUCUCGCCCAAUGGCCCUUGUAGGCUCAAUGGAUUGACGGGAGAGUAUGAUCUUUGUUAUCAUUGGAAUCGUCGCUCAUAGUUAGUUUGGCAUACUCAGGUCACAUUUUUCGACAUCUUGUUUGAGCCGCAAUGAACGGAAGAA
Messenger RNA from Eucalyptus grandis, 612 nucleotides. RefSeq names its product S-protein homolog 4-like. Bases 142 to 549 code for a protein of 135 amino acids. The transcript is spliced from 2 exons. The record is from RefSeq and is a predicted model, not a curated record. Lineage: Eukaryota; Viridiplantae; Streptophyta; Magnoliopsida; Myrtales; Myrtaceae.